GUGACAUCACGGCGCUCAGAGCGAGGCUGUGGUAGAGAGGCCGACUGAGCAAGAGUCGCUCGCUGGUCGUGGAGGCUGCUAGAGAGCCGGCGAGAGGGUGAGCGGGCAAGCAGGCGAACGAGUUAGAGCAGGCAGAAAGGAACGUCGUGAGGCGCAGAGAAGCGCCGGGGCCGGGCCGCGGCGGAACCCACAGCCGGAGAGGGGCAGCCCGAGCCGGGCGCCGCGGGGUCCCCACCCCCACUCGGUCGGGCAGUGCUCAGUGUUCCCCCGUGUGGGGGGCGGCGGUGGCGGCGGCGACUGACGGGACCCGACAGGACCGCGGGGUGUUGCCACCUCCACCGAAGAGCCGGCGCGGCCGCGGGCUCCUCAGAGCCGGGGCCCGGGGCUCGUGACAGACGGACCGAGGAAGGGAGAGAGGCGGCGGCGCAGGCGACGGGGAGGCAGCGGCGACACCAUGUCAUCCCCCAGUCCGGGCAAAAGGCGGAUGGACACGGACGUAGUCAAGCUCAUUGAGAGUAAGCAUGAGGUUACGAUCCUGGGAGGACUCAAUGAAUUUGUAGUGAAGUUUUAUGGACCACAAGGAACACCAUAUGAAGGCGGAGUAUGGAAAGUUAGAGUUGAUCUUCCUGAUAAAUACCCUUUCAAAUCUCCAUCUAUAGGAUUCAUGAAUAAAAUUUUCCAUCCCAACAUUGAUGAAGCGUCAGGAACUGUGUGUCUAGAUGUAAUUAAUCAAACUUGGACAGCUCUCUAUGAUCUUACCAAUAUAUUUGAGUCCUUCCUGCCCCAGUUGUUGGCCUACCCCAACCCCAUAGAUCCUCUCAAUGGUGAUGCUGCAGCCAUGUACCUCCACCGACCAGAAGAAUACAAGCAGAAAAUUAAAGAGUACAUCCAGAAAUAUGCAACGGAGGAGGCACUGAAAGAGCAGGAAGAGGGCACCGGAGACAGCUCAUCGGAGAGUUCUAUGUCUGACUUUUCAGAAGAUGAGGCCCAGGAUAUGGAGUUGUAGUAGAAAGGCACCUGCUUUUCAGAAAGACUAUUAUUUCCUAACCAUGAGAAGCAGACUAUAAUAUUCAUAUUUAAACAAAGCAAUUUUUUUUAUUACUAAACAAGGUUUUUAUGAAUAAUAGCAUUGAUAUAUAUAUAUUAUAUAUCACCCUUUAGAUCUUGAUUUCUUGGUCAUUUCUCAACCUGAGGUGCAUAGCAUAUUCCCACAUUCCAUUUUGGUAGCAAUAUGCAGUCCAAAUGCAUGCAUUCACAAGUCCAUUUGGCCAAGUCAGCCUGUGUGCUACUGAACUGUCAAAAGACAGAGCACUCUGAUAGAUAGACAUGGAUAAGAGUAAAGGAAAAAGUUGCUUCUUUUUUUGAUGGUUCCAAAGAAACAAACCAAACCAACCAGCUCUUGGACGUGAAGCUAGAAUAGCGCUUUUUCAAAACAGAAGGGAAAACACUGGGGAGGAAAGGCCUGCUGCUGUGGGAGCCAUUAGAGCCACCACGCAGAGUCAGAGCUGCUCCUUGCUGUGAAUCCUAGGUGGCCCCGUUUCUGCAGAGUAACCAUAUAAAACAGUGAGCUAACUGGAGUAUUGAAACGUAAAGCAAUUUUUUUGACUCAGAUUUUAAGUACAGUUUUAUAUGUAGAUUCCUGCCCUUCUGGCUACCAGGCCCUGCAGCCACAAGUGUUUUGCUUUGGAGAACCUUUUGGAAGUGUUUUCUGAACCUUUCUCUUUCUUGGGGUUGAGUUUGUAAUCCAGACCUUUUUUUGAGAGGACAGGACAGGAGGAGAAAAGUGGCUGGGAAGAUGUUUCCUCUCAGCACGUGCAGAGUCAUACCCUCAUCCUAUUGCUGGCCACUCUGAGACAGCUACCCUGGACUAAGAGCUUUACUUUACAUUUGAGGAUGGUUGUGGGCUUGUUUGGGGUUUUUUGAGGGAGUGUGAGCACAAAUUGUGCUUAGGUUGCGGAUUUAAUCUUCACCUCCCAAGAGAGGGCCUCCUUCCUGGACGGCCCUCGGUGGACCAUUAGCCUUGGAGAGAAGCCCCGUCCAGUGGCUGUGGCUCCUGGGCGCGCUCAUCCAUGUUCUGGUUUUUUUCCUUUUGCUGCUUGGCAGCAGCCUGGGCAUCGCCUGCUUGUGGGAGUGGGAAGUGGGUAUUUUAGACACAACACACAUUCUGAAUUUAAAAUGAGUAAUAUUUGGAUCAAAUAAAGGUUCUAGUAACCAAAGUGACUCUGCAUGGGGCAAACACAGCUUUUUUCAGUGUGUGACUGAAUAGGAGGAAAGGAUUUAGAAAUAUGAUACAGUAGAACAGAUUUUGAAGGAAGAAAAUUUUCUCUCCUGUAUAUGCUACGAUGAAAUCAGACAGUUUAUCCAGUGCCUGCUGAGCAGAUGUUUACUCAGCUAACCCUAUAUCCAGGUUGCCGGCAGAAGUGUCUUUCAAAUAUGAGUGUUGCCUGCUGAAUGUGGAGAACUUUAGAAAGCAACUCUCUUCUUUUUUUGGCCACAACCAAUAGGACAAUAGUAGAAUUAGCCAAUCCUAAAAUCUAGAGACAAUUUUUGAGUGUCCCAGUGGGAUAAUUUUUCUUUCUGGUGUGUGUUUCUAGUUUAGAAGUACUGUAUUCCACAAGAUGUGAGUCAAUGAGGUUGGAAUCUAUCCUCUUUUUUCAAAAAGCACAAUCAAUCUUUUCUUUGAAAAUCUGUAUAAAGUACAACUUGCUUUUAGCAUGAUUAUUUUCCUAAAUAAAAAGACAAAAAAUUUACUUAUUUUAUGUUAAUUACGGGCAUGAAGCAAAAGAUUUUCUUUAAAAAAAAUGGAAAGUGCAGUUACUUAGGGCUGUGGUUAGUUAACCGUACUGAGUUAUCUCUAGCAUUUGUGGCGGUGGGAAGGGUAGUGGUAACUUGAACAUGUAAUGGUGUACUCUUAACUCUAGCACGUUUCUUACUACUCUGGGGGAGGGAGGGUCUCUGCCGGCACUGUCUUGCUCACCUGCUGGAUUAGCAGUUGGCUUGUUCUGUGACUGUUCUUGUAGGUGCGAUCUAGGGUAGGCUUAAAGUGCUGGGUGGUGAUUUGAGUUCAAACAAUAAAAAAUUGUAUUUUUUCAA
Messenger RNA from Manis pentadactyla (Chinese pangolin), 3093 nucleotides. RefSeq names its product ubiquitin conjugating enzyme E2 H (gene UBE2H). Gene Ontology annotation, molecular function: ubiquitin conjugating enzyme activity. Gene Ontology annotation, cellular component: nucleus. The record is from RefSeq and is a predicted model, not a curated record. The transcript has 7 exons. Bases 455 to 1006 code for a protein of 183 amino acids. NCBI's taxonomy places the organism in Eukaryota, Metazoa, Chordata, Mammalia, Pholidota, Manidae. Gene Ontology annotation, biological process: protein polyubiquitination; ubiquitin-dependent protein catabolic process.